AUGGCGUCUCACUUGUACGGUUUGCUGAUGUCCUAUACGAAGACCCAAGUAUGCAUCGCAGCUAUUAACUUGAACUUGUUUGAUAUACUGGAAGAUGGACCCAGGAGUGUCAAACAAGUCUUAGAAAUGGUAGAGGCAGACGCCGACCGUAUAGAAUGCAUACUCAACGCGUGUGUUGGGAUGGGACUGUUGGAGAAAAUACAUGAUGCUAAUGUUGAUGGAGAUUGCCUAUUCCGCAAUACGCCCGAGUCGAAGAAAUAUCUGACUUCAUCAAGUCCGUUGUCAAUGCGUCCUCUCUUUGUUGGGACCAGUCUUAUUGAUUACCAAUUGGUUGGCAACUUGACUCAUGCAGUGAGAGAAGGCAAAUCACAAAUACCGCGAGUGUAUGGCAGCCGCAAUUACUUCGACGAACUUUAUCGCGAUCCCAAUGAAAGGAAGGGAUUCAUGACGGAAAUGCAUUCAAUGUCGUCCGUGUUUAUGCGUGAACUGGUAACUCUGUUCGAUUUGUCGCAUUACACAAAUGCGUGCGAUCUCGGUGGUUGUACCGGUGCCUUGGCUUACGCCUUCGCCGCUAAAUACCCGAAGAUGACGUUAGCGGUGUAUCACCAAGAGCUUUACCUUAAAGUGACAAGUCUACAAGAGUUUCGUAUACUGGAGAUGUGA
Saccoglossus kowalevskii is the source of this 663-nucleotide messenger RNA. Its product is annotated as N-acetylserotonin O-methyltransferase-like protein-like. The record is from RefSeq and is a predicted model, not a curated record. NCBI's taxonomy places the organism in Eukaryota, Metazoa, Hemichordata, Enteropneusta, Harrimaniidae.